CUGAUUGACAAAGCAGUAGUUUGCUACCACUUUCUGAUAACAACAAAGAUAACAGUUGAUGGAGGUAUUGCAUUAGAACAGUUUUCAUCAGUGCAGUAAAGGGGAAAAUAUAUAACUGUUGUGUGACUAAAAAAAAAAUAAGAAGAAUGGAUUUUUCUGAAAAAUUGCCAAAGAAGGAGGAAAAAUCAUCACACUCGUGUGAUAUCUGUCAUAAGACAUUUUCUCUGAAGGGUAACCUUACUCAUCAUAAACUGAUUCACAGAAAGAGACCACAUUAUUGUGAUACCUGUGGUAAAUUGUUUUCUCAAAUGCAUUUAUUAACCACUCACAAACUCGUUCAUUCUGGAGAAAGACCAUAUGAAUGUGGUAUCUGCACUAAAUCAUUCUCUGACAGACACAGCUUAGCCAAACACAUAGAUAUUCAUACAGGUGAAAAGCCAUAUCGCUGUGAUAUCUGUGGUAAAUCAUUCUUGCGUAAGCAUUCCUUAGUUGUUCACAAACAGGUCCAUACUGGAGAAAAGCCACAUGCCUGUGACAUCUGUGGUAAAUCUUUCUCUCGAGUACAUCAUUUGGUUACUCACAAAAACUUCCAUAUGGGAGAAAGGCCGUAUACCUGUAAUAUUUGUGGUCAGUCAUUCACAUUAAAAAGUCACUUAGAAGGUCACAAACGUACUCACACAGGUGAAAAACCAUAUCGCUGUGAUAUCUGUGGUAAAUCAUUCACUCGAAGUGACAGCCUGACUUGCCACAUUCGUGUUCAUACAGGUGAGAAACCCUUUCAGUGUAAUAUUUGUGGUGAGUCAUUCUCUGAAAGGGGCAAUUUAGCUAAACACAAAUACCUUCAUACAGGUGAGAAACUGUAUCACUGUGAUAUCUGUGGAAAAUCAUUCUUUCAAAAAGUACACUUAAAAUCUCACUUACUUAUUCACACUGGGGAGAAACCAUAUCCCUGUAAAAUCUGUGGUAAAUCAUUCACAAGUGGAAGUACAUUAACUGUUCACCAUAAACGUGUUCAUACAGGUACAUAAAUAUAUCACUGUGAUGUUUGUGCUAAACCAUUCUCCUAUGGUCAUGUUUUAAAUACACACAAUUGUAUUCAAAAUG
Molecule: messenger RNA, 1104 nt
Organism: Octopus sinensis (East Asian common octopus)
Lineage: Eukaryota; Metazoa; Mollusca; Cephalopoda; Octopoda; Octopodidae
Product: zinc finger protein 525-like
Exons: 2
Coding region: 147-1028 (293 amino acids)
Source: RefSeq, a predicted model, not a curated record